Molecule: messenger RNA, 1660 nt
Organism: Prunus mume (Japanese apricot)
Lineage: Eukaryota; Viridiplantae; Streptophyta; Magnoliopsida; Rosales; Rosaceae
Gene: MHK
Product: Protein kinase superfamily protein
Biological process (GO): protein phosphorylation
Molecular function (GO): ATP binding; protein kinase activity
Source: RefSeq, a predicted model, not a curated record
AAGUUGAUUCUUGACUAUGCCAAAUGCUUGAUGCUAGACGUAAGCACUAUACCAUAUCUAGAAGCCAAUGACCAAAACUGUGUUGACAGCAUAGUCACCUCUUCUUGGAGGCUGUUUAAAUUCCACUGAAAGAUUGUCGAUUAUAAUCUGUUGCAAUUUAAAUAAUGGAAAGAUAUAAAAUUUUGGAGGAGCUUGGUGAUGGCACUUGUGGUAGUGUAUAUAAGGCUCGUGAUUGGAGAACAAAUGAGAUUGUUGCAGUCAAAAAGAUGAAGAGGAAGUUCUUUUUCUGGGAGGAAUACUGGAGAUUACGAGAGAUUAAGGUACUCCGUAAAUUAAAUCACCCCAAUAUCAUAAAGUUGAAGGAGGUUGUCAGGGAAAACAAUGAGGUGUUCCUCAUUUUUGAGUACAUGAACUAUAAUCUAUACCAAAUAAUGAAAGAACAAAGAAGACCCUUUUCAGAGGAUGAGAUUCGUAGCUUUAUGUCUCAAUUGCUGCAUGGACUUAAUCACCUCCAUAGAAGUGGAUAUUUUCACCGAGAUCUAAAACCGGAGAAUUUGCUGGUGACAAAUGAUGUUCUUAAAAUUGCCGACUUCGGAUUGGCUAGAGAAGUAUCAUCGGUUCCUCCUUAUACCGAAUAUGUUUCCACACGUUGGUAUCGAGCACCAGAAGUCCUGUUACAGUCCAAAUUAUACACUCCUGCAGUUGACAUGUGGGCAGCUGGCGCAAUCCUAGCUGAGCUUUUCAAUUUGUCCCCUAUUUUCCCUGGUGAAAGUGAGAUAGACCAAUUGUUCAAGAUAUGCUGUGUGCUUGGUACUCCAGACUUGACUAUCUUCGCUGAAGGGACAAAUGCCUCUCGAUUAUAUGGCAUUAUUAAUUAUGAAAAGAUCUUGCCUGCAAACCUCUCUGAUAUCAUUCCAAACGCAAGCCCAGAAGCUAUUGAUUUGAUCCAACAACUAUGUUCAUGGGAUCCAUCAAGGAGGCCAGCUGCAGAUGAAUCAUUACAACAUCCCUUUUUCCAUGUUGGCUGGGUUCCUCAUUCACUCCGUGAUCCACUUGACCUGAAGCUAAGUAUCAUGGGAGCAAAGCCAACGCUUGAGUUGAAAUUAUCAGACUUUGGUGCUGAACCUGAGGACUGCUUUCUUGGCUUGACGCUGGCUGUGAAGCCCAGUGUUCCAGAAUUUGAUGUGGUUCAUGAUGUAUCGCAGCAUAUAAAAGAGGAUUCUUUAUUUUGCUCUGGUUUGGAAGAUCAUACAGGACGAUCUGUUUUUUGGUCUCUAAUGCCUCCUGAUCAAGGUGGAAUCCGUGCCCCAGUAGAGCCUUCCUUUUCUUUAUCAUUCAGUUCAAUUCAACAUACAUCAGUCAGAGUUCCACAAUCAGCUGGUUUCUCCAUCCCAUCGUUGCAGCCUAACAUCUUAGAUGGUCCAUUGUCGGCCAUGUCUUCUUCCUUCCCACAAAGCCAUUGCCUCUGAAUGAAUUGAGUUAAUAAACUCGUCUCUCACUGAAUAAUGCGGGGCUGUAAUUUAUUACAUCUGUUAAUACAAAGUGUUACUGAGGACAGUCAUAUAGUCUGUCACUGUACCAUGAACAUGUAGAGUGUAUUAAAAACAUCUCUCUGAUUCAUUAAUAGUGAAAAGUCAAUCUUCAAUAUAUUUUCAAAACA